CAUUGUCUCACACUGUUUCACCGGCGUCACUUCGGAAGGCGCAUUUUUUUUGCAGACUUAUCAUUUUAUAAAAAAUUCUCCUGGCGUCAGCACCGCCGCUGCUGCAAAUAAAGUUAACCGUGCAACUGAAGAUUGUUUUUUUCUUGUUCUAUAACUAAAUAGAGUUUUUAAAGUACAAACAAAAUGGGCAAGAAAACCGAUAAUACCGAGAGCUCCGGCAAGGGCUCAGAUGCCGAGGAGGAAGAGUACGCCGUUGAGAAGAUCAUUGACCGGCGGGUGCGCAAGGGCAAGGUGGAGUACUACCUUAAGUGGAAGGGCUACGCCGAAACGGAGAACACCUGGGAGCCGGAGAGCAAUCUCGACUGCCAGGAUCUCAUCCAGCAGUACGAGCUGAGCCGCAAGGACGAGGAAAGGGCGGCGGCAUCCAGAAGGGACCGACCGAGCAGCAGUAACAAGUCCAAGGAAACCACGGGACGCGUUAGCACAUCGGCGUCAACUACAAGCAAGCGAAAGUCCGAAGAACCAGCAGCGCCCGCUAGCAACAAAUCAAAACGUACAACAGAGGCGGAUCAGGACAGCACUGAUUCCUUGCAGACCGGAUCAACCGGAUUUGAUCGCGGCCUAGAGGCCGAGAAGAUCCUGGGGGCCUCCGACAACAAUGGCCGUCUGACAUUCCUAAUUCAGUUCAAAGGAGUGGACCAGGCCGAAAUGGUGCCCUCUUCAGUGGCCAACCUCCAAAUCCCGCAGAUGGUGAUCCACUUCUACGAGGAGCGUCUGUCCUGGUACUCAGACAAUGAGGAUUAGGCUCAUCCUUGAAGUUGGAGCAUUAAUAGACCGAGAAGAGCGUUAACACAUCCAACGAAUGAAACAACCACAUAGAUUUAUCUCUGGCCCCCCUGCAGGCGUUUACUCCUCACAACUCGUGAAGCUUCGGACAACCUUUCUAUAUCUGUCCAGGAUUCAUGCUUGUAUUUAUGAUUAACAUUUUCGUGAAUAAACAAAACUUAUGUUCAGAUGGAGCCUA
Molecule: messenger RNA, 1024 nt
Organism: Drosophila rhopaloa
Lineage: Eukaryota; Metazoa; Arthropoda; Insecta; Diptera; Drosophilidae
Gene: Su(var)205
Product: heterochromatin protein 1
Exons: 5
Coding region: 184-804 (206 amino acids)
Biological process (GO): negative regulation of transcription by RNA polymerase II; chromatin organization
Cellular component (GO): pericentric heterochromatin; nucleus
Molecular function (GO): chromatin binding
Source: RefSeq, a predicted model, not a curated record